Xenopus laevis (African clawed frog) is the source of this 3012-nucleotide messenger RNA. It is a transcript of the gene sp4.S, whose product is annotated as Sp4 transcription factor S homeolog. Gene Ontology annotation, cellular component: nucleus. NCBI's taxonomy places the organism in Eukaryota, Metazoa, Chordata, Amphibia, Anura, Pipidae. The coding region runs from base 454 to 2823 and encodes 789 amino acids. The transcript has 6 exons. The record is from RefSeq and is a predicted model, not a curated record.
AAACAGAACUGUCCACAUACAAAUGUGGGAUUAUUGCGUGCUUUCCGUGUUCAGGAACAUAUACAGUUACAAUGGCAGGUAGGCUAAAGCCGCCAUUAAUCGCAAACUUGCAGCGCUACAGUCCUGCCAAUGGGAAGCAAACAGCUACAGCGGCAGGUUGAGGGGGUAGAGAGUGUUAGGCCCCUCCUUCUUUACCCAAACAGUGGGGAGAGAAGGAGGAGCCAGGCUGCGCCAUUACCGUCCAGGGGGAGGAGGCGGAAAAAGUGGGAGGGGAUUGGGCCAGCGACAGAGAAAAAUAAUAAUAAAAUACAAUUUUCCACCUCAGACAGGGUGAGAGAAAUAAUAAGUAGUAUAAAAUAAUAAAGGUCUGCGAGAGCGCUGGGACAGGAAGGAGCGCUAAGUGGCCUGCGCCAUCACCGGGACAAGAAGUAAGAGGUCGCCUGGUAAGCAGCAAUGGCGAAGGGGGGUGGCGAAGAGGAGGUUCCCGGGGAGGAGGCCGCUGAUCAGACCGAGGAGGAAAUGGCGAGUGAAGGAGGAAAAGCCAGUGAAUCUGAGAAUAAAAAAAAAGGCAAAGGAUCUGGUUCACAGGACUCACAGCCUUCUCCUCUGGCCUUGCUAGCAGCAACUUGCAGUAAAAUAGGGACAACUGGGGAAAAUCAAGGUGCGGGGCAGCAGCAGAUCAUUAUAGAUCCUAGCCAAGGUCUGGUUCAGCUUCAAAACCAACCCCAGCAGUUAGAACUGGUGACUACUCAGUUGGCUGGCAGUGCCUGGCAGAUUGUUGCAGCAGCUCCUCCUGUUUCAAAAGAGAACAACAUAGCUCAGCAAGGAGUUGCCAUUACUGCUAGCACAGCAGCCUCGUCUACUGGUAACAGUGAACAUGCAUCUCCCACAAAGAGCAAACCUAGCAAUGCAGCCGCUGCCCCAGGGCAGUUCCAAGUCAUCCAAGUACAAACACCUGGUGGUAAUGUACAAUAUCAGGUAAUUCCUCAAAUUCAGACAGUGGAUGGGCAACAUAUACAGAUUAGCCCUGGAAAUGCCACUGCACUUCAAGAUUUACAAGGUCAAAUACAGUUUAUUCCUGCUGGAAACAAUCAAGCUAUUAUUACUGCUGGAAACAGAACGGCAUCUGGAAAUAUAAUUGCACAGAACUUAGCCAAUCAGACUGUUCCAGUGCAGAUUCGUCCAGGCGUUUCUAUACCAUUUCAGCUGCAAACUAUCCCUGGUGCUCCAGCUCAAGUAGUGACAACCUUGCCCAUAAACAUCGGAGGAGUGACUCUUGCUCUUCCUGUGAUAAACAGUAUGUCUGCUGGAGGAGGUUCAGCACAGAUUGUUCAACCUACUGAUGGAGGAAUUUCCAAUGGGAAUCAGCUGGUGUCCACACCCAUCACAACUUCCUCUAUCAGUACCAUGCCAGAAUCCCCCUCCUCUUCUUCUUCCUCAACCUGCACUACCACAGUGUCAACAACUUUGACUAGCAGUGAUACUCUUGUCAGCUCUGCUGAAACAAGCCAAUAUACAAGCACAUCAGCAAGUGCUGAACGUACCACAGAAGAAUCCCCAUCCUCUAUUACAGAUGGGGAAGCCCAGAGCAGCAAUCAGCUCCCUUCAAAUGGAUUACAGACUGUGUCCGAACAGUCAAACACAUUGCAGCAGGUGCAGAUUGUGGGUCAGCCAGUUUUACAGCAGAUCCAGAUCCAGCAGCCUCAGCAACAGAUCAUACAAGCCAUACCACAGCAGUCUUUCCAACUUCAAUCAGGACAGACAAUCCAGACACUUCAGCAACAGCAGCUACAAAAUGUUCAGCUUCAGGCUUUAAGUCCAACUCAGCUGCUGAUAAGGGCGCCAACAUUAACCCCAUCUGGGCAGAUAAGUUGGCAGACUGUUCAGGUUCAAAAUAUUCAAAGUCUUCAGAAUAUACAAGUCCAAAACAGUGGACUACCACAACAGUUAACAUUGACCCCAGUUUCUACAAGCAGUGGCACAACAAUAGCACAGAUUGCACCAGUUACAGUGGCUGGUACACCUAUUACUCUUAAUGCUGCUCACUUUACAUCAGUACCUAAUCUACAGACUGUAAGUUUAGCAAACCUUGGUACUGCAGGCGUUCAAAUGCAAGGAGUUCCAGUAACCAUUACAAGUGUUGGAGGGCAGCAACAAGGAACUGAAGGAGUAAAAGUGCAACAAGCUACUAUAGCUCCCUUAACUGUAGCAGUGGGGGGCAUUGCAAAUGCAACGAUUGGCGCAGUCAGUCCAGACCAGUUAACACAAGUGCAACUUCAGCAAUCCCAAGCAUCUUCAGAUCAAGAAGUGCAGACUGGAAAGCGAUUAAGAAGAGUCGCAUGUUCUUGUCCUAAUUGUAGAGAAGGAGAAGGGAGAGGGAACAGUGAACCUGGUAAAAAGAAGCAACACAUCUGUCAUAUUGAGGGUUGUGGCAAGGUCUAUGGGAAGACCUCUCAUCUCCGAGCUCAUCUUCGUUGGCACACUGGGGAAAGACCUUUUGUUUGCAACUGGAUAUUCUGUGGCAAAAGGUUUACAAGAAGUGAUGAGUUACAAAGGCACAGAAGGACUCACACAGGUGAGAAAAGAUUUGAAUGCCCUGAAUGCUCAAAGAGAUUUAUGAGGAGUGACCACCUUUCAAAACAUGUAAAAACCCAUCAGAAUAAGAAGGGAGGUGGGACCGCACUGGCAAUUGUCACUUCUGGAGAUCUGGACUCCUCGGUCACUGGUGUUCUAGGUUCACCAAGAAUCGUAACUGUUGCAGCUAUAUCCCAAGAUUCAAAUCCAGCAACUCCAAAUGUUUCAACGAACAUUGACGAAUUCUGAAAGAUUCCAACAGAGACUGAGUCUGCUGUAAGAUGUUCUUCUGAGUGGAUUCCUAGGUAGAAAUCAUGUUCCAACCUUUUUUUUGUUUUUUUGUAUUCCAAAAUCAGGUUAACAUGAAGAUUUAAAAAGCUGUGAAUUAUAUACCCCAUUCCCGGUCAUGGGCAAUAUACAUAAAAUGUAUACAAUGAA